Molecule: messenger RNA, 1152 nt
Organism: Coprinopsis cinerea okayama7#130
Lineage: Eukaryota; Fungi; Basidiomycota; Agaricomycetes; Agaricales; Psathyrellaceae
Exons: 6
Coding region: 46-1152 (368 amino acids)
Source: RefSeq, a predicted model, not a curated record
CCACACCCUGACCAUUAUUUCUGAAUCUCUUUCCUGGCCCUUGAAAUGGCCUCUCACCGUCUGCACAUUGAACAAGGGUGGCCCUCUACACCGAGAGCAGAACCAGAGCGACUCGAUGGCGGGUUGGGACCAUCGUCAGUCCCCAAGAAUCUGCAGGUGUAUAGGGAUGAGCGCACGCCCUUCAUCCAGUCCGCUGGGUGUUCCAACCAAUCUCAACCUCCCAGCUAUAGUGCAACGGGACCCCCCGAUGGUUCUGGUUGGAGAGGAACCACCGCAGUUACUACCCAACCAAACAAGACUGGGAUCGGUUUCCUUGCCCUAGCAUUCCUGCUUAUGUUCAUCUCCUGGGCGUCGACGGGGUACCUGCGUUCACAUGACAUCCUCGACCCGGUCGUGCGCGAUAAAAUCCGGGCGGACUGGAAGAGGGAGUACGAGCGCCACCAGGCCCAGGUUUCCAAGAUGCAAGAGAUCGAGACCAGGUGGGCUUCCGAGGUGGCUGAGCAUUCGGCCGCUCGUCGUUCCAUGGUCCGCGAGCGAGCGACUUGGGAAGCUGAAAGGAAGGAGUGGAGGGAGGAGUGCGCUGAACGUGAGAGGAUUAGAAGGGCUGAAAGGGAAUUUGAAUUGGAGCGCCAAAGGCGGGAAGAGGGAAAGCGAAGGGAAGAAGAGGAAGAUGCGAAGCGACGGAGUGGGGUGCAAUGGGCUGAUGUCACGCCAGAUAAACACUGCCUGCGAUGGGGAACGAGGAUGUGGACUUCGAGCAGGUUGGAGAAUUUGCCGUACGGAUACGAUCCCAUCAAGGCAUGCAGCACGACCAAGGCACUCAUCCAUGGCAAGUGGGUUUUACCUGAUACUUGUCAGAGCAAGGCGGGAUGGGGAGGUGUCGUUGGAACCUGGUACAUCGACUUCGACGAAGCGGGAUGCUACAGCUUCUGGAACGAGUUCAAGGACAAGGGUUGUACCGCUCAAGGAUCGGGUAAACGUAUGAUCGAAUCAAGAUUGGAGAACAUCCGACCAGGCGACGACGCGAUGGUGAUGUGUUCCUCAACGCCAGCACGAUUCAAUGGGUUGGAAUUCGACGGGCCUCAUUCGUGCAAUUAUAGGGGAAGACACGGAUACUGGGGGAUCUGGUUCAUCGAUGACGGGAGCUGCUAA